This is a messenger RNA of Topomyia yanbarensis, 1446 nucleotides long. Its product is annotated as RNA-binding protein NOB1. Bases 117 to 1391 code for a protein of 424 amino acids. Gene Ontology annotation, molecular function: RNA endonuclease activity. NCBI's taxonomy places the organism in Eukaryota, Metazoa, Arthropoda, Insecta, Diptera, Culicidae. Gene Ontology annotation, cellular component: preribosome, small subunit precursor. The record is from RefSeq and is a predicted model, not a curated record. The transcript has 2 exons. Gene Ontology annotation, biological process: ribosomal small subunit biogenesis; maturation of SSU-rRNA.
UCAGCAAACGUCAAAACAUCAGCUUGUUUUCUCUUCUUUAAAUCACUUCACGUGUCAAUGUUUUUAAAAUUUAAUGUGCUAAAUUAAGUGCAAAAUACCCGUGAAAGUGGUUCAAAAUGCGUAAAUUUUCGCAUCUGGUGGUUGAUACAUCUGCAUUCAUUAAAAAUGUGCAACUGCAGGACUUUGCGGAGAACUGCUUCACCGUACAGGCAGUGCUGGACGAAAUUAAAAACGAUCGUCAACUGAAACGGUUAGUGGUACUGCCGUAUCAGUUAACCAUACGAGAGCCCGAUUCAGAGGUGCUGACGCUAGUGACGAACAUAGCCAAAAAGACGGGUGAUUUUGCUACGCUUUCGUUGGUGGAUCUGAAAGUGGUGGCACUAACGUACCAGCUGGAAAAAGAACUGCUAGGAACCGAACAUCUUCGAGAGGAUCCUAAACCGGCGGUUACGAUUUGCUCGGGUAGAAAGCCACCAGAGCUGGCAGGAUCUGGAAAGGUUCAAGGGUUUUACGCGGGGAUAAAGAGCGAUGAAAAGGAACGAACGGUGUCGGAGCAGGAAGAUUUGAAGGAAAUUGCGGAUCAGGAGGAUAAUGUUUGCGUUGAAGAUUCAGUGCUGGAGCAAAAGUUCGGUGAGCUGAACACACAUGAGGUGGAAGACUUGGAAGAAAAUAUUCUUCAACAUGUUCAAGAGCUUGAGGAAGAUACGACACAUAUUUCGGAAGAUGAAUUGUCGGAUUGUGAGGACCAGGUGGUGGAAGAGGAAAGUGAUGACGAAGAAGGUUGGAUCACACCAUCCAACAUUAAAGAUGUAAAACGGGACUUUGGAACGGAUUUGCUGGAGGAGAGUCCCUCGCCAGUCGCUUGUAUGACAACCGAUUUCGCCAUGCAGAACGUCCUGAAACAGAUUGGACUACAUGUGGCUGCGUUGGAUGGACGCGUAAUCAAACAUGCGCGGACCUACAUUCUCCGUUGCUAUGCCUGUUUCAAAACGACGUCCGAUUCCACAAAAGUCUUUUGUCCCAAGUGUGGCAACAAAACCCUGAAGAAGGUAGCCGUUAGUUUAGACGAGAACGGUCAGCAGGUCAUCCAUAUAAACACGCGUCGACCGUUGACGGCUCGGCACAAGAAUCGACCGGUUGCUGGGUUUCGCGGGGGAAAACAUUCCACCAAUCCGGUACUGUUCGAAGAUCAACCGUUGCCACAGCAGAGAAUAUCAGCCAAGGCCCGUGCCAAGACGAAUGCGCUUGGCGAUGAUUAUACGGCCGGAUAUUCGCCGUUCGUGAUGAGGGAUGUCGACUCGCGGUCUGCGGUGCUCAGGGGAAAGUCCAAUCUGAAACAGUGGAUGCAAAACUACGAGUACGAUAAUCAUCGAAGGGGUUACAAAAAAUAGGUUUGGAAAUUAAGUUAAAAUUCCGAUGAAAUACAUAUAUUUCGUUAUUUCAAAA